AUGUUCAACGACUGCAUCAAGCUAUGUGAAUCAGAGCAUUCAGCGAUGUGUGGCCGCUCUUUCGCCCGCGAGUUCAAGCCAACAAGACUCAUCGACUGCAAAACCAGUGCACUUUGCGCGGCUUCCAACAGUCAAUAUGCGUGUUUGAGUUACGUUUGGGGCGAUGCACCUGUCGACAACGCGACUUCCAAUAAUCAAACUCUGGCCAAAAUCCCACAGACAGUAUCCGACGCAAUGUUUGUCACUCUCCAACUCGGUAUGCGGUACUUGUGGGUUGAUCGGUACUGCAUUGAUCAAGAUAAUCUAGAAGAGAAACACGACGCUAUUCGCAAUAUGGAUUCAAUCUAUGGAAACGCUUUUAUUACCAUCAUAGCUGCUGCGGGCAGCGGCUCAGACUAUGGGUUACCAGGAGUGAGCCGACUCCGAAAAGCAACACCCUCUGUAAGGAUUGGAAGUCAUGCUUUUAUGGUAGUGCAGGAUCCAUUAACGGAUAUAGAAGCCUCGAUAUGGAACACGCGAGGCUGGACCUAUCAAGAAAUGCUGCUUUCCCGUCGCCGCCUUAUUUUCACGGAUCGUCAAGUCUAUUUCCAGUGUCAAACACGUCAGACCAUGGAGCAGCUAAAUAAGGAUUUCGAAUCGACAGAUCUGAUCAAGUGGAUGACAGGGAGCAAGCAGUUUCUUCCGACCCAGAAAGAAUGCUUCACCAUCAAUGAUAUUUACUCUCGCUUAGAGGAAUACUAUGUUCGGACACUGCGGUACAAAACAGACAAUAUCAACGCGUUUGCCGGAGUGUUCCGCGAUUUGUCUGGCCGAACGUCAGACGACCGUAUGCAUGCUUUCCGGUCCGUACCUGGGCUUUAUAUGCCGCGUUCGAACCCGCAUUUUUAUGGUAUUCCGCUCUGGUUGCAAGAGCCCGAACGUGUUGAUGAUGAUAGUAAAAUGUUGUGGUGGCAAGCGCCCAAAAUUAGGGAUGAUGACAAGACUUCGGUGCGCUUUGGCCUCAACCUUGGGUGGAGGCUUGAGGAAGGAAGAAAAAGUGUUCUAUCCACACACGAUAGAGCCAUAGUGAAGCCCGAUUUUCCAUCCUGGAGUUGGGCUUCUGCCAAGGAUCAGCGUCUCAAUCACGGCCAGUGUCGACUGGUCAUCUCUAGCCGUCCCGACGUUUCCCACGAAAUCGGAGACGCGAAUUUCAGUGCUUCUGUCACGCACAGAUCUGGAGAACGUAUGAGCAUGUUGGCAUAUACGGCUCAGGCGGACGACUAUACCCGCUUCUAUCCAUGGAUAGACGUUGUCGCCUACACGAUUAGUGGCCAUUUGCGGGUAGGAGAACAUCGUCCAUAUAUUUUUUCUGAACUGCCUGAUGCUACUGUAUAUCUGGACAAUGACCAGGAAUAUACAGUUGGAAAAUUGAAAGCCCUAUAUAUCGGCAUGUUUCGAGAGCCAAGCCGAUGCGGGAGUUUCCAUGUGGCGUUGUUCUUGCUGUUGAAGGAAGCCGGACAACAUGAGUUCAGGCGCAUUGGACUUUGUACCAUGCACGACGGCGGCGAAUGUACUCGUAGUGGCAUGCCUGUCGAUGUUAAAGAAGGGUUUCAUCUAUUAUGGUCACGCAAAAGGACACAACUGGAAAAGCUCGAAGCCACAGUAAAGUGGGGGCGGAAAGCGCUGAGAAUCAUCUGA
Molecule: messenger RNA, 1677 nt
Organism: Cucurbitaria berberidis CBS 394.84
Lineage: Eukaryota; Fungi; Ascomycota; Dothideomycetes; Pleosporales; Cucurbitariaceae
Product: HET-domain-containing protein
Exons: 2
Coding region: 1-1677 (558 amino acids)
Source: RefSeq, a predicted model, not a curated record